GGGCCGGAAAAGCUGGCGCUGGAGCGAGAACCGGAGUGGCUGUCCCGGGCGCGGGCAGCUGUGGCGGUGGGUGUUUGACCCCGGCAGCGGGCGGGCCCAGGACUGGAACUGCUACCCGGUACUUUUUUUUUUCCUGAAAAGAAUUGACCAUGUCAGAACAAAAGGAAGAUAUCUAUACAGACUGCCAUCUGUGAAACCUUUGAAGACGUGUUUGAAAAGAGUGUUUUAAGUCUAUAGGGAGCAUCUCUGGACCGAACAAUGGUGGAAAAUGUUUCGGAAAGGCAAAAAACGUCACAGUAGUAGCAGCUCCCAAAGUAGUGAAAUCAGUACUAAGAGCAAGUCUGUAGACUCGAGUCUUGGGGGACUUUCAAGAUCGAGCACUGUGGCCAGCCUUGAUACCGAUUCCACCAAGAGCUCAGGACAAAGCAACAACAACUUAGAUACCUGUGCUGAAUUUCGAAUAAAGUAUGUUGGUGCCAUUGAGAAGCUGAAACUCUCAGAGGGAAAGAGUCUUGAAGGGCCACUAGAUCUGAUAAAUUACAUAGAUGUUGCCCAGCAAGAUGGAAAGUUGCCUUUUGUCCCUCUAGAGGAAGAAUUUAUUAUGGGAGUUUCCAAAUAUGGCAUCAAAGUAUCAACAUCAGAUCAGUAUGAUGUUUUGCAUAGGCAUGCUCUAUACUUAAUCAUCCGGAUGGUGUGUUAUGAUGAUGGCUUGGGGGCAGGAAAAAGCUUAUUGGCCCUGAAGACUACAGAUGCAAGCAAUGAAGAAUACAGCCUGUGGGUUUAUCAGUGCAAUAGCCUGGAACAAGCACAAGCAAUCUGCAAAGUUUUAUCUACUGCAUUUGACUCUGUAUUAGCAUCUGAGAAGUCUUGAAUUCUGCCAUCAAGUGGAAGUCUGCCUCAUGUGAAAGUUCAACUGUUUUCUAAAUAGUUUUGUUUUCUAUCUGUAAUGUUGUACCAUUAUUGAAAAUAUGAAGUAGUCACUUGCUCUAUUUUUUUUUUGAAAAAUACAAUGUAUAAAACAUGAA
This is a messenger RNA of Erinaceus europaeus (western European hedgehog), 1025 nucleotides long. It is a transcript of the gene ITGB1BP1, whose product is annotated as integrin subunit beta 1 binding protein 1. Gene Ontology annotation, molecular function: integrin binding. Gene Ontology annotation, cellular component: cell periphery; cytoskeleton; lamellipodium. The transcript has 8 exons. The record is from RefSeq and is a predicted model, not a curated record. Gene Ontology annotation, biological process: negative regulation of substrate adhesion-dependent cell spreading; negative regulation of focal adhesion assembly. Lineage: Eukaryota; Metazoa; Chordata; Mammalia; Eulipotyphla; Erinaceidae. Bases 269 to 871 code for a protein of 200 amino acids.